AUGAUCCACUGGAUCUACAAGGCGGUGAUACUUCCCAGGGUGCUAUACGGGGCAGUGAUAUGGUGGCACAGGGCCCGUAUUAAAGAAUACCAAAAAGACCUAACCAAAGUACAGAGAUUAGCGUGCCUCAUGAUGACAGGGGCCAUGAGAACGACCCCGACACAUGCAUUGGAGGUAAUGCUAGGCCUGAAGCCACUCUGGAUAGAGGUAGAGAAAAGAGCCACCGAACAGUGGUAUAGAAUGAAAGCAUGCAAGGAAUGGAGAGGAAGCUGUGUGGACAAGAGACACGCGCUGAUACAAAAAGAGGCGCUAUCAAAAUUUGAGAUGCUGAUGGCCAAUAACGACCUUAUAAAAAGGCAGGAGAUAUUUGACAAGAAGUAUAGGAUACAUAUAGGAGAGAGAGACAACUGGAAGGUAGAAGUCAGUCACCCGACGACUAUCUGUUUUACGGAUGGCUCUAGAAGAAGCUCAACGAAACUAGCAGGAGCAGGCAUAGUAAUCCCUAAACUGGGAGAGAGGGUAUCAAUACCGUUGGGUAGGUAUGCUAGCGUAUUUCAAGCAGAGGUAUGUGCAAUAGCGCGCUGUGCACACAUAAUUAAAGAGAGUGUGCAGCAGGAAGGUGCUGUUGUAAUAUAUACCGAUAGCCAAGCAGCACUGAAGGCACUAAAGAAAACAUCGGUUACCUCCUCCCUUGUGAGAGAAUGUCGGGAGGAGCUCAACUCGAUAGGCAAACGAAGAAGCGUCACGGUGGCAUGGGUACCAGGACACCAAGGAGUGACGGGUAACGAGAAAGCGGACGAGAUGGCAAGGAUGGGGGCGGAAACGGAACACAUUGGUCCGGAACCGGCUCUACCUAUGUCAGCGGACGUCACGAAGGGAGUCAUAGAGAAGGUAAAAGAGAUGGAAGCACAAAGAGAAUGGGAAGAAGAAACUGGAUAUUACAAAGUAAUCUAG
Messenger RNA from Cydia fagiglandana, 954 nucleotides. RefSeq lists its product as uncharacterized. Gene Ontology annotation, molecular function: nucleic acid binding; RNA-DNA hybrid ribonuclease activity. Lineage: Eukaryota; Metazoa; Arthropoda; Insecta; Lepidoptera; Tortricidae. Gene Ontology annotation, biological process: DNA replication, removal of RNA primer. The transcript is spliced from 2 exons. The record is from RefSeq and is a predicted model, not a curated record. Bases 1 to 954 code for a protein of 317 amino acids.